Paramecium octaurelia is the source of this 536-nucleotide messenger RNA. The record is from the annotation of a GenBank genome assembly. NCBI's taxonomy places the organism in Eukaryota, Ciliophora, Oligohymenophorea, Peniculida, Parameciidae.
GGAAAUGCAAAAGAAGAAAAGAGAGUUGACAUAAGUAGAAGUUUAGAAAAUAAAAGAUGGAUUCUAAAUUUAAAAAGUAAUUAUGAAAGACUCAGAAACUUAAUAAGUUUAUUGGGAUUCUUCUUCUGAAAAAGUAACAAAACAUUAAUUAUUUAAAGAUCACUCAAGAUAUUAUGGAUAUUACUUUGGAUCCUAAAAUAAUUACUUCAAAAGCUGCUACUCGAUCAAUCUAAUUUUCUACUAAGGAAAAACUAUAAGACUUAAUAUUAAUUUAAGAUGUAUAAAUCAUUUUUAAUGAUUUUAUAGGCAUAUUUACAUGAUUAGAAAAUUGAGCAUUUUGUAUUUAAAUUUGGUUUUGUUAUGCCUGAAACCGUGAACACUUGGGAUUCUACAAUUGUUAACAGACCACCUGAACAAAUGUUGUCCAAAGAAAUCUAAUCUGGCAAUUUAAUUGUUGAUAUCUAAAUGUUUGAAUAAGAUCACCUUAUCUUUAAUGUGAAAGUGAGAAUAUUUUAUUCAUGAAAAAGUUAAAAAAU